AUUUUGAUGGUUGUGUCGGUUUGCGUUUCGUCCCUUUCUUUCGACCUUUCUGCUCGCCUUGCUCUUUCUUGUCCAUCGACCGCAAUCGGGCAAUUAGCCGGGAUCGAGGCUUCGUCGCGGUUCGAAGAUCGGUUUCUGAAUCCCGCUUCUUCUUAGCAGUGACUUCCUUUGGAUCCAGAGCUCCAGUUACUGAAGGAUUUCACUGGACAGUUUGAUUUUGAUAGAACGGUGGCUGGAUCUUUGGGCUGAAGUGUUUGUUGGAUGGCCAAUAUGGCAACCCGACGCCAUGUUCAUUACCAACCUCUUGCUGCAGAUGAGAGAGACGGUGAUGGUAGUAGUGAAGAAAAUGAUGUAGAUCUUCGAUUUGUUUACGCUCCGACGUCCUACAAGAAGAUUCCAUGGAAGUCAAUUGCCCUUGCACUCUUUCUCCUUGCCUUGGGAUUAGUGCUUCUUUUUCUCUCCUUCUUUGUAUUCACAGGACACAUGGCAGGUGAUCAGUCCCAGGCAUAUGGAUUUUUAUUCCUAGGCAUUCUUUCCUUCCUUCCUGGAUUUUAUGAGACACGGGUUGCAUAUUAUUCAUGGAGGGGUGCCCAGGGGUAUACAUUUGCUUCUAUUCCUGACUAUUAGUUUUCAGAAGCAAAGGGGAUGGACUUAUGUAUUAACUGUUGUUGAAGUGAGUUGGGACUGAAUUGUCUGGCAACAACCUCUCCUGUUUUCCUUCUUACCACAUGCUUGUAAUCUUUGGAUCCAAAUGAAUAAUUUUGUUUUCAGCUGUCAAUCUCUUCUUGAAAUAUUCUUCUUGGAUAAGCUAUGGUGAUAAUGAUGACCUAUGUUUGGAUA
This is a messenger RNA of Phoenix dactylifera (date palm), 840 nucleotides long. RefSeq lists its product as uncharacterized. Gene Ontology annotation, cellular component: endomembrane system. The record is from RefSeq and is a predicted model, not a curated record. NCBI's taxonomy places the organism in Eukaryota, Viridiplantae, Streptophyta, Magnoliopsida, Arecales, Arecaceae.